Molecule: messenger RNA, 3431 nt
Organism: Teleopsis dalmanni
Lineage: Eukaryota; Metazoa; Arthropoda; Insecta; Diptera; Diopsidae
Product: protein pygopus
Exons: 2
Coding region: 1-2889 (962 amino acids)
Source: RefSeq, a predicted model, not a curated record
AUGAUAUUACGUACCCUGUUGAUAAUUGUGGCGCUGGCAUCAGUGACACAAGCAGUACUUAAUAAAGAAUUUAAGCGUCGUGAAGCUUUCGACUCAUAUGGGCCACCACCCCGUCCUGCACCACAGUACGGCCCACCACCCGCACAUAUACCACAUCGUGAAUAUGGUGUACCACAAAAAAUUCCAUUCCGUGAAUAUGGCCCACCAGCUAUCAAAUACGGACCGCCAAAAUUAAAUUUCAUAGGCGGUGGCGGCGGUGGUGGUAACAAUUUCGGCGGUGGUCUGCAUGAACAAAUUAAGUCACAUUUUGGUGUACCAAAGCCAUUCUAUGGUCCACCACAUAUACAACAUAAGCCAGCUGGUUCUUACGGCCCACCACCAGUACCACAACCACAAUAUGGACCACCACCAAAACCAGCACCAGUAUAUGGUCCACCACCUCAACAGCAUAGACCUGCACCAAACUAUGGACCACCACCACAACUCCCCCCACAACCAAAACCUGUUUACGGUCCACCACCGCAAUUACCAUCAUCCCAUCCUGCCCCUAUUUUUAAUCCAGCUCAUCAUCCAGCCUCUUCCUAUGGUCCACCACCAUCAGGUCCUCUAAACUUACCACCAAAACAAGUGUAUGGGCCACCUGCCCCUAACUAUGGUCCACCACCAUUACCACAAAGCCUACCUGGUUCCCAUCCACCAUCCUUUAAUCGUGUACCUGAAACCACAAUCAUACUUACCAAUGGACAUGGCAAUCACCACAAUGGGCCUUCCAAGCAAGUACAAAUACAAAUUGAUGCAUCUGGUCAUACCCACAGCGUUAGCGGCUCACAAGCACCUUUCCAUACCGCUUGUGAUGGCUGGAAACCAAUACCUGCACCUGUUGGCGCUUAUGUUGAACAUAACAAUAUCGAAACACAAGGUGGUUAUAGCCAAGUAGCACAGGGCAUAGGUGCUACAGGUGCUGGUGGUUUUGGUACACAAUACAAUGGUGGACAUUCCGGUGGUAGCAUAAUUGAUGGUUUAACUGAUGAGCAAUUAGUCGCUGUUGCGCUACAAUCAGAUGGUCUCGAUGGACAUACAUUACCAGCUACUGGUCCCGCCCAUAUAAACACAAACUCACUCGAAUCUGAAGGAUUACAGAUCGCAGUUAGUGAUAUUGGUGAUAGUUAUUCAAAACCACCACUUGAUUCAUUUGCACCUGGCUCCGUACAUGCACAAAAAUUCAACUCAUUUAGCACUGCACAUGCUAGCAUUGGCGUAGCUCCUCCAAGUGGCAAUUAUGGACCACCACCGCCAUCUUCUCCAGCUGCAUUCGUUCAUCAUCACCAUGGCGCAGCACAAUCAGCCGGUAUACACUACGGUCAGCAAUCAGGUAGCGUACAUACAUUCCCCGCGCAUGGUGGCGCACCACCUAGUAAGCCCGUUGCCUUCCGUCCACCAGUUCCACAAGGCCUACUCGAAUCGAUUGGCGCAACAGUACAGCACUUAGACCAAUUCGGUGUCAAGCCAGCUGAGCAACCACAAACUUAUAUACCACCGGCAGCAAAUGAAAUUGCUAGCAGCGGUCCAGGCAAUCUCAGUCCUGGUUAUGGUGUUCCUCUACCAGCACCUUUGCCACAACCACAACCUCAACCACAUCCUCAAAUCAUAGUUGAACAACAGCUACCACAACCUCAAUCUGCUCAGGUCUUUGUACAGGUAAAUCAACCAGCACUCUUACCACAACAACAAAUUAAUCCACAACUUACACCACAAUUCACACCACAAUUCACACCACAAUUCACACCACAACUCAAUUAUUUACCACCAUUGCAGGCGCAACACGGUAACUUGAAUCAGUACGGACCACCGCCUCCACCACCACCGUCAGCAGCUCUGCAAUUAGGUCCACCAGUGCCACCAGCGCCACAGUACUUACCACCACUACCACCACCACCAGCCUCUUUCGGUCGCCCGAUUCCACCACCACCACAGCAACAAUAUCUGCCCCCACCUCCUCGACCACUUGGUGUUUUCCACCAAAACUCAUUUGAGCACUCACACAGUGCUUCCCAACUUAAUCAACAAUUUGUACACACACAGGGUUUGCCACUCCAACAAGAAGCACGUUUCAAUCAGGUACAUGAUUGUGGACAAGGUCCCAAUCUAGUCGGUGCCAGCUAUCAAUUACAACAACAACAACAGUUUGCCGGUAGCGUCUCCAGCAGUUCAGCCAAUGCCUACAAUGCAAUCUCUCAGAGCAUACCAGUUGCAGAGCAGCACACGCAGUUCAUUGAAGGACCUUCUGAUAGCUAUGGACCACCGGCAUCAGGCAAUGAUAUCGAUCACACUGGAUACGCUUCUCAAAAGUCAACAGUCACCGCUUUACCCGAUGGCACAGAUCCACAAAACCUACCCGGUUUAGAUGGCUUGAAUGUCAUAUCUGCACAGAAAUCCCAGUCCAUACAAAUCACACCAGACCAAGUAAACUCACAGCCGCAAGCAUCACAAACAACUUACCAAUUACAGUUCGGCGGCGAUGCUAGUCAAUCGAACAAUCCCGAACAAAAUGCCAAUCAUGAGGAAAUUUUAUCACAAGGCUUGCUGCAGUCCAUACUCACAGCUAUAGAACAACCAAAGGAGAAAUUACAACAGCAGCAACAGGAAGGACAACCGCAAGCCUCGAACCAUCUUUAUAACAUACAAAGCCGUUCCGACAUUGACGUACACGAGGAUGCCGGAAUUGCAGCAACUGAUGAGGAUGACAAUGAGCCUGCAAUAGCUGAGUCCAGUAAAGUUGAAGUCAAGGUGGCAGCAGAUGAUGAGGUGAAGGCAAAAAUCGAGGAAAUCAAACCCAUUGUAGCAGCAGAGGUUGAUGAAGAGCAAGACAAUGACGAUGCUAAACAUUAAACCAAAAAAAAAAAAACAAACGAAAACAAAACCGAACAAUGGCAUUGGUUAACUGCCGCAAACCAAGUCGUCGCUUGUUCACUACGAACACAACCGAUUCUAGUUAUUUAAAAAUUAUUAUGUAUAAUUUAUUUAAAACUUUUGCUGUAUUAUAAUUAGGGAAACUAAUAGAAAUGCUUUUACAUUAAUAACUGCACCCGCCCAGGAGCGGUCGUGCAUUCGUAGUCGUAAGCUCAUCCUCCACACCUAAGGAAUAUUUAUUGCAUAAGCGCCUCUCAUGCCUCAUCUCGUAAAUGUAAUUAGGCUCUUAUUUUAAGGUUGCCAUAAUUAGCUCAUGUCAUUUUUAAUGCUUCCCGAUAUAUAAUGGUUCUGUACAAUUGUAUAUAUUUGCGUAUGUAUAUUAAUUAAGCGCACAUUUCGCUAUUGCGAAUGAAGAAGGACGUACGACGAAGGAAGAAUAUUUGCACAAAUUAACAUUAAAACACAUUUAAGACAUUCUCAUUUUGAUAUAAACAUAAACAUUGUUUCAUUAAAUAACGAAA